Paramisgurnus dabryanus is the source of this 4527-nucleotide messenger RNA. The record is from RefSeq and is a predicted model, not a curated record. NCBI's taxonomy places the organism in Eukaryota, Metazoa, Chordata, Actinopteri, Cypriniformes, Cobitidae.
UUAGGAGGUACUACCGCUCUAUAGAGAGGCACUAAGAUAAAGGAUUGGUGUUUUCACAUCAAAACACACAGGAGCAGGAAUAAACCACCCCGGAAAUAAAUCAAACUAGCAGAUUUGCUAGACCUGAGCUGUUCAGAUAGCGUUUAUCUGCUGUGAAUUUGUCUUUACACAUAGACAGGCUCUCCCUCUGAACAGCGAGAACGCCUCUCUCUUCUCUCUGCGUUGUGCCAUAGGAUGUCCCACAGCCCUGAGGUCAAGGAGGACCCCAUGGAGUGCCCACUGUGCAUGGAACCAUUGGAGAUUGACGACGUCAACUUCUUCCCCUGCACCUGCGGCUAUCAGAUCUGUCGCUUCUGUUGGCAUCGCAUACGUACAGAUGAGAACGGCCUCUGUCCGGCCUGCAGAAAGCCCUACCCAGAAGACCCUGCAGUAUACAAACCUCUCUCUCAAGAGGAGCUUCAGAGGAUAAAGACCGAGAAGAAGCAGAAGCAGAACGAGCGGAAGCAGAAAAUAACAGAAAACCGCAAACACCUAUCCAGCGUGCGUGUUGUCCAGAGGAACCUGGUGUUCGCGGUUGGCCUUUCACAAAGACUCGCUGACCCCGAGGUCUUAAAAAGGCCGGAAUACUUUGGGAAGUUCGGAAAGAUCCAUAAGGUGGUCAUCAAUAACAGCACAUCUUAUGCUGGCUCACAGGGUCCUAGUGCCAGUGCCUACGUCACUUACAUCAGAUCAGAGGACGCCCUUAGAGCUAUACAAUGUGUUAAUAAUGUUGUAGUAGAUGGGAGAACUCUCAAGGCUUCUUUAGGUACAACAAAAUACUGCAGUUAUUUUCUAAAAAGCAUGCAGUGUCCCAAACCAGACUGCAUGUAUCUGCAUGAGCUGGGAGACGAAGCAGCUAGUUUUACAAAAGAGGAAAUGCAGGCAGGGAAACACCAAGAAUAUGAGCAGAAACUCUUACAAGAUCUCUACAAAGCAAACCCCAGCUUUCUGCAGAACUCAACAGGGGAGAAGUCAAAGAGCAAAUCGGGCACAUCACCGAGUUCCAACAGUAACAACAAAGAAGCGUGGCCUUCAUUACAAACCACAGGAAAGACACCCAAUGGGCUUCCAGAUCCCCAUGAAACUCCAUCUCUAGAUGGCGGCUCAGACUCGGAAAACACAACUCCAGAUGGACUGGACACAGAGCUGGGCCUGAGUCCCAUCACCGGCCUGCCCCCCUUCAUGUCUAACUGUGACCCUGUCAGCCCAAGUAAUAAAUCUUCAGACAGCAUCGGCAUGAGUAAUGGAGAAACAUCACAACAAAUUUCUGGCAACGACUCUCCAUCGCCCCCUCCUGGCCUGAGCAAGCCAUCUUUAGUGGUGCCCAUCUGUGUAUCAGGGCUGACAGCGCGGUCACCUUUUGAAAGUGCAUCAGCUGACUCACAGUCGCUUUUUUCAGACAACAGCAACUUUCGGCAUCCUAAUCCAAUCCCGAGUGGCCUCUCCGGCUUUCCCAGUUCCCUUCACAGCAACCCAGACUGGCCCACUACCCCAGAACCACAGAGCCUCUUUACCUCAGAGACCAUACCAGUGUCAUCAUCCACAGACUGGCAAGCGGCCUUCGGCUUUGGCUCUUCGACCAAACAACAGGACGACGACCUUGGCUUUGACCCCUUCGAUGUCACGCGCAAGGCGCUCGCUGACCUUAUCGAGAAUGAACUUCAUGUUCAAGACAAAACCUCUUUUCCCACAACCACCACAAUGUCAGCACCAGGCUUCCCCCACGGGCCUUUAUUCGGCUCCCUCCACAACGCCCCCUCUGUGAAAAGUCCUCUUCAGCCCCCUUCGUCAUCACACUUCCCCCCGAACUCCAGCCUGCCCUCGAGGGCCUUCUCCCAGGUCCCACAUCGCACCGUAUACAACUCCUUUAGCUUUCCCGGCCAGACGCAGACCUCCCGUCACAGUUGGAUGGGCGGGCCCAUGUGCAAUAACCUCCCGCACUUGAAUCACACCGGCGGCCAUGGUGCCGCCCUCUCUUCUGGUGCACACCACAGCAGCUUUUUGGACUUAAAUAUGGCACCACAACAGCAGCAACAUCACAGUACGGGGCUCGGAGGUAUUACUAUGACAGAAAACAGUAGCUCACCAGAAAGUCUAAAUAUGAAGGAGUGGCAAGACGGGCUCAGAGCGCUUUUACCCAACAUCAACAUCAACUUUGGUGGACUGCCCAGCUCCUCGUCAUCUUCAUCCUCAUCAUCAUCCUCUUCCUCCAGCAUGAAUCACACAGGCGGUAUCACACACAGCCUCAGCUGGGACGGCACAGCCAGUUGGAUGGACCCUGCCAUCAUCACAGAUGAACGACUCCGCAGACCGUUUACAUUGAUGGACAGCUACAUUACACACUGCAAUAAAGGUAUCCCAGCUUCCUCGGGCAACAGUCUGGACUCUCUGCAGGAUGACAAUCCUCCACAUUGGCUUAAAUCCUUGCAGGCACUUACAGAGAUGGAUGUGCCUUCAAGCUCCACAGUGCCCACCCAGCCCCCACACAACGGUCCUUACGGUGCCCAGUUCCCCCACAGAGCCGGCUGGGGCCCUUACCCAACCACAGCCUCGGCAAACCCCGGCACUCAGUUCCACUCCCCACCGCCAGGCUUCCAGACCGCCUUCAGAGCCUCGGCCCAGACCGCUACAGAUCUGCUACAGAGUGCCGGCAUGGACCGCCAUUAAGAACUGUGAAAUCUAACCCCUACCCCUUUUCACAAGAAGACCCCACAAAUACAAUCAGUAUAAACCAAUUAACAAAAUAACACGAUUAUGUAUCAAUUUCUCUGUUACUUAAUUUUUGCCGCCAUUUUAUCUUUUUCUCGAUUUGUGCUACGCUUGGUUGAGUGUUUUGCCUUGUUGCUGUAGCGUACCGUUCCAGCUUUCCAAAUUGCAGAAUGUUUUCUACAGGUAUGAGAUACUUAGAGGCCUAAAUAAACUACAGAGCUGUAAUGCAUUAACCUCUGUAUAAUCAUUUUGGGUGUCUUGCAUACCAUUGCUCAACAAAGCGAUGUUCUUUUAGAAAUUCCAUUGAAACAAAUCUAACGAAAGUGUCUUGAUUAGACAUAAGAGUCUGCCUUCAAAGCUAAACCAAAAAGAACAGGAUCUGUUCAUCAUCCGCACAACCGAGGAGCUAUUUGCUGUGAGAGUUCUUAAAGCCAUGCCACUAUAAGCAAUCAAGUGGAUAUCCCAAAAAUAUGAAUAAUAAUAAAACGGGGCUUCAAUUUUUGUGUGAUCAAAAGGGUACUUGACUUCCAUUAUUCCGAAGGAUCAAAGGCAUAAUGAUGAGGAAGCAAAAAGUAUAAGCACUUUUUUCAGAGGAUCUUCUGCCUUUCUACCUUUUUUCUAUCCUUGUUAAAAGGAAGAUGCAUUUUUAUGGGGUCGUAAAUGUGGUGCCCGCUCUGAAUGUGGUUAUGGUUCAUAUGGCCGUAACGUUUAAAAAUGCAACGUCUGCUGUAGAUGGUGCACUUUGUGAUGAGUUCAGCCUUGUUAGCAGACCUUUGCCUAUGACCCCUCCACCAAAUUGCCUGGUUGGUCGGGGGGUCUUCGACUUUAAUUCCGACACUGCAGUUAACCUCUGCAUCAGAGGAUGGUAGACUGCGAAAUAAAGAGGAAGGGCGGUUGCAUUGAAGAGUUGGGAAGCACUGACCCCUUCAAGCGUAGGGCUCGUGUAGCACGUGUGGUGCCGCCAUGCGGCAUCUUACAUAGCUUUCCUUGCCUGUUGGGCAAAACAAUCUACGUGGCCUAAUCAGUGUUUACGUUCGAACUAUGCUCCCUGAAGAAACUUGAAAGAAUGAAAGGUGUGCAGAGGUUGAGGAAGUAGAUCUAUAUUUGACUUAUUCAACUCGAGUGGGGCAAUGUUUUAAGUGUGAAUGCGUAGCAUAAAACUUUCCCUGUACAAUAGAGCCACAAAAGGUUUACUUCGCAUGAAUUAGAUUGCCCAGUGUUUUACACAACUUGGGGUUAAAGGGUGUUUUCAAAUGAUUGCUAGGGAAAUAAAUAGGCUCUUUUUUUAACAGUUUGACACUUGUUCACGGACAAUUAUGUAGUGAAAUGUAAUCAUGCUGUUUGUGUCUGUAGAAAUUUGUUCGCACAUUUUCCACUGGCGAAGCAACGUGAUUGCGUUUGAGUGGUAAGUGAUGAAGAAAGCUGGAAUGGUAGCGCUACUGGACAACAAAGGUGUUGGCAAUACACAAGGAUCUCUUUUGGGACUGUUAACAUUGUUCGUCACUUCUACUUGACCCCCCCAAACCCCUUACAUUUACAGUUCUUUUAAUGGUCUUAAUCCUGAAUCAGUUAUGCCGACUGAUUAGUAUUCAACAGUAUUCAAGAGAAAUGAAUCAAUUAAAUCUCAAGAAGAAACCUGUGUGGUUUAACUAUGGGUUUUACACAGUGCUAAAAUGUAAGAAAAUGAAAAUUGAAGCACUAAAGGAAUUGUACCUCUCUUACGGUCUGGAGGAAAAUGAAAACUAAAUCUUAAAUAAAUGAGAAAAUGUUUGAACUGAA